ACCAGACUCUCUCUGCCACCCCACUCGCUCACUGCGCUCUCGUCCUCGGCGCGGCUCGUAUCUGUGCGUAAGAGCGCACAGAUGGAUAUGUAAACUGGUGCACUCGUGAAAACGCGCAGUCUGAGCCCGUUAAAGCCUCUCUGGGAGGAAAAUGCGCCUCUGAGCGAGGGAGUUAAGAAAGACGGAGAUUUAUUUUUUUUAUCCAGAAUUGAAAUAAUUUCCUCUUUGCCAAUAAAAUAAUUUUGGAUGAUGAUGAUGAUUUGGUAAAGAUGCUCAUCUGUGCGGAUGACGGUGUGUUGCUCUCCGGGUGGAUGUUUCUGGACUAUCAUGGUCGCGCGCCUUUCCUCUUCCUCGUUUCUGCGUGAAAUUGAACGGAGGAGAACGCACGACGAUGAGAGGGAAAUACUUUCUCCUCGCCUUCUUGUUGCUCAAACUUAUGGCUCUGGUGUGCAAGGCUGACGGGGAGCCUGGGCUGCUCGGGGGAUUCGUGAUGAUCGCCACCUCUAAUGGCACCCGGGAGGAGGAAAACCCGUCCGAGGAGUCUCCGCACACCGAGGAGGAAUGUCAGGGUUACUACGACGUAAUGGGCCAGUUUGACCCGCCGUUCAUCUGCAAAACGGGCAAUUAUCUGUACUGUUGCGGCACCUGUGGCUUCCGCUUUUGCUGCUCCUACAAGCACUCGCGUCUGGACCAGAAAAGCUGCACGAACUACGAGACCCCGCCGUGGCUGUUACCGGGACCGGGUCCCCACAAACCGAACCCAAUGCACGACAGCACUAAAGAGAAGACGAACUUAAUUGUUUACAUCAUUUGUGGAGUUGUGGCCAUCAUGGCACUGGUGGGAAUUUUCACCAAACUGGGUUUGGAGAAGGCGCACCGGCCCCAGAGGGAGAACAUGACCAGGGCCGUAGCCAGCGUGCUGCAUGGCGGGUGCCCAGGUGAGCAGUUCCGUGGGGAGGAGACCCUUGGCAUGCACUCACAGCAUUUUGUUUCCAGGGCCACAAAUCUCCAGAGUGCCCAGAUUAACAGCAAUGUGGGACAGAGCUCAAACAUUGGCCAGCAGCACCCGAAUCCGGCCCUCAGCCAGCUGACCCAUGUCUAUGAGCAUCAGCAGCAGCAGCAUCAGCAGCAUCAGCAGCAGCAGCAUCAGCAGCAGCAGCAUCAGCAGCAGCAAAUCAAGGAUCUGAAUAAAUAUGCCUCGCUGAAGGCUGUAGCGGCCAAGUACAACGGUGAACUUUACAACAAACAUCGACUCAUGGUGGAGCUGCCAAUGAAGGGUGGCCUUCCUUUGCUGCCAAUGGGAAACUCCAGACCCUCUAUGGGUAACAUGUCUUCAAUGACUCCUUCGUUGGCCACCAAUACCAUGGCUUCUAACCACAUGACCUCCAAUCCCAUGAACCCCACCAUCUCACAGAUGACCCCAAUGACAUCUAUGACACCAAUGACAUCGAUGACUCCCAUGACAUCAAUGACAGCCAUGACCUCACACACUCCAAUGACCUCCUUGACUCCCAUGACCUCCUUGGGUCCACUGACUCCAGAGCCUGUGGCCACCUAUGUCACUGAGAUGCCAAACAUCUCCUCAGUCACAAGCCUCCCAGCAGAGAGGCACAUAGUUGGUGUAGGAGGACUCAAGCCAAAUGGCCAAAAACCCAAAGGCAGCCAUAGUCAUGUUGCCCACAGCUCCCACAGCUCCCACACUUAUUCUCACAGCCACAGUAGCAAGCCACCAGGACUUGGGGCUACUUCCCUGGCACACAUGGUGGGGACUAUGCCAGGCUGCACAUCCCUGGGCAUCUCCAGGGCUGCUGAGACCUCCUUUGGCUCAGGCUCAGCUACAAUGGGUCGGCCAUUGGCCUACAGUUCCAACACAAUCACAACUGGGCAUGCAAUGGGGUUUGGGAUAAAGGGCUGGGACGGGACUGAGACAGUGGGCAGGAGGAAGAGCUAUGGGCACAAGAGGCCUCAGUGUACCGUACUGGAACCAAAUCAGCUCCACAGCACCAGAGGCCACAGCCACAGCCAACACUUUCUCCCCACACAGCCCUACUUUGUGACCAACAGUAAGACAGAGGUGACUGUGUGAGAAGGGAAGAAAGAGAUGAAAAACGGAACAAAGGAUGCAUGUGGAGUGGUGACACAUGUAAUCUCUGAAGGGAGACGCCAUCUCCCACAAUGUUCAAAGUUGCAGAUCUGCUCAUGUGUUUGUGUGACGAAGUGGAGGCUCAUUGCUGUAACGUGUCUGAGUGGUCCUUGCCUUGAAAACAGAGCUCACCAACUAUAUCACUCAACUGAUCUUUGUAGACAAGACAAUGGUUUCCAAGGCUGGUGUUACUGAGUACACCUUAGUGAAGUUAGGCUGUUGCCUCACAGCAAAUAUUGUCUCUGGAUUGAUGAGUACGUCUGAAGAUUAGGAGGAUCAAGCAGAUGUUAUGUGGGGUAAACCAAUGAUGAUUCAUUGGGAUGGCUAAUAAAAACCAAACCUCAGAAGCAAUACAACUGAUCAAACAUGAGAAAUGCAGAACGGUCACCCAAAAAUAUUUCAACAAAAGGUUUCCUGAUCUGUUUGAUACAGCAGACUGGAAGGAACCCAUCAUUAUUCAGACUCAAAAUUAACGAGGGCUUUGAUACACAUGAUUAUAGAGCUGGGAUUUUAAUUGCACACAGGCUUUGUGCUGUGGCCCCUCAGAAGCACCUUUUUGAGCUCUGCAGUUGAAGGUUGCCAUCUUUCACUAAGUUCAAAAUCAGAGAGGAAGUCCAUCACACUGGCUUUGAUGACUUCAUGAUACAUGCCUGGAAACUUUAACGAUGGGAUUGUUAAAAAGCCUACGACAAAGUGCACCAAUAAAGGUUUCUGAAUGAUGGAAAUACCUUGUUAGCAACUCAAAACAAAUGUGUGCGCUUUUCUCUCAUUGAAAAUCUUGCAAACUAAAUGUUUUAUGUUUAAAUGAAUUGAAACAAUAAUUGCACAAUUAAUCAGUCAAAUGAUCGAUUGAUGUUUUCAUGUUUGUACCUUAACCUCGCAUGAAACAAACAAAAACAGCAGGCCAGUCUUCUGCAAUAAAGAGGGGUAUUUCUGACAUUUCUGAGUAAAAUACAUUUUCCUUAAUUCGAAAAAGAGAUGAUAUUUAAGAGGUAAUGCCAGCAGUGAAGAAACCAACUACUGGCCAUUGUAAACAUCACCCAGUGGUGCUGUUAGAAUAGCUCGAAUAAUUGUCCAUUUGUGUGUAAUUGUAAAGGAUGCUGUAGGAGAAGAGUGACACAAAUUAAGCAAACAGUAAAAAUAUUCUCUAUAGAUUCUUUAUCCCUUCUUCCCCAGGGCCGUAACAAAUUUUUGUCUCUUGUGGUUGCCUAGGUAAAUCAAGGUAUCUGGGAUCAAUUCAUGAUGGCUUUUCUUAAAUGGAUUUGACUCAACAAAAUUAGACUUUCUGGAAUCAAAAACUUGAAGAUACAUUGUCUCGACGUCAUCCAAAAGGUAUGCUAGGUUUAAAAAAUACAAACUACUGAACGUGUUCUAAGGCAAAAUACAUGAUUUUUUUUGUAAUUAAAGGAGGACUUAUAUCUAGUUGACAAAAUAAAAAAUAUUUAGGCAAUGCACUGCCACAGGGAGCUAAGCUUGAUCAGAUCAUUCAAUGCACCUAAAAAUAUCACAACCAGCUGGAAAAAUUUCUGUGGGUUACAUGACUCAAACAUAAAAAUAAAUCUGUGUCUGACAAAUAGGCCAAAUCUUUGAAGGGCUUCUUCAAGCCUAUCUGCAUGUUUUUGUCGGCAGUGUUCACGUUAGCUUCUGCAGCAACGACUGUGACCUUGUCAUCGACAACUGCUGCUUCCACCUCUGUUGUUUGAAAUCCAGGUUCCAACGUGUUUUUCUAUUUUUUUGGGAAAGUAGUGAUGCACAAACAGCUGCUUGUUGGCUCAGAUAAGGUACACAAACAAAGAUAUGCUGGGAGGACAUUUGUGAAAAAAACAAAACAAAAGGUGUUAAUAACUCAUUUUUAUAGCUUAAGAGAAAGAGGUGCACAUGACAAUCUGAGAGAGAAAAAGAUGUUAAAUUAUGAUGUGAAUACCAGUGACACGUUUUACUGUCAGCACCACUUUCUGGGUCCAGACUGCGUGAAGAUUUGAGGUGCAAAGGAGCACCUAAUAUCCCAGCUCCUAAAUCAGAACUAAGUCGGCUGAGCGGGAGAUAAGGGGGUCUUAAAAGAGGGAUGUUUUUUGCCUAAUGCUGUGCAACACCCUGCUGCCUUUGAGGGUCACACGAUUAAAGAACUGAGACCCGACUGAAGGCACAGAACGGGAUUUUAAAACUUAUCCGAGUAAUAAAAACGUGUCAUUUAUACAGAACGCCCACGACAAACACAUUCACACUUACACACACACACACACACACACGCAGUCUCAGAAUAUUUUACAGGGUGGGCUCUGCUUCUCUUGCGUUCCCACAGUGCCAAGCGGCAGGUGUCAUCACAGCAGAGAGACAAAGAGUCGGUACUGUUACUGCACCUGUUGUACGAGCAGGACUGUGAAACUCCAGAUCUUGGCCCUUUGUAGCGAUUACUGAUAAAAUGCUUUUUAUACCAUAUAAAUAUACAUAGCCUUUCGCUCUUGUUCUAUAUUCCUUUUCACCCUCCUCUCUCUGUAUAUGAAGGGAAUGUUCAGAGCAGAAAUAUGAGAAAGAGAAAUAAAUCGUUCUUGACAUGGGGGAGCACAGAUGUAUGGAAACGAUGAAGGUGUGUUUUCUCGUGAGAAUUGCUAAAGCAGGAAAAUUAGAGCGAUUGCUCUUAUGGAGUAAAUAUUUGUUUUUGUACCGUAAAGUGUUCUCUUGACAGCUGCACACAUUUUGCUGCUUUAAAGCGACAGUGUGUAUUUUCCCUGGCGAUAGGGGGCAGUACAUACCUAAAUCAUUGCAAGCAAGCUGUAUUUUUGUGUUUGAGUAAGACCUCACUAACGGGUGGCCAUUAGGGUCAAAAAUCCUUGGGAGUGCAACCUCCAGCAGAAUGACAAGCACAUCAGACUUCCUUUCAUCACUGGCAACAAGUUAGGAGGAAAACGUGUAAAACAACAUCUAUGAAUGGUGAAAGUUUUGUAACCAUUUGUUACAAAUCAGUAAAUGCAUUUUGUCCUCACAGGCUUCCGUGGAAGCAAACAUGGCAUCGCUCAGAGACUUAGACCCACUCCCAUGUAUUUUAGACCAGAUUUUUAUUGUUAUUUGUUACAAAACCGCCAAUACGUGUCAACAACUGGGCAUCAUUUAAUUCACUUUCAAUAACAUUUUGAUGGAUUUUUUCAUAGAUUAAUGGUAAAAACUACACAUUGUCACUUUAACAUUUGCCAAGGCUGUGUUUGUAUGUGAAUCCAACUUUGGUAUUGUCUCUGAAAACACAAAAACCCCAAACAAAGUCAUGUGAUUUAUAACCUGCAAAAUUUAUUUGGAUUCUAUAGAAAAGGGAAGGAAAAACUCCCCUGUGGAUUUAUUCUUCUCUCCACUGCUUUUGGUAUUUAAUUUUUCCUUUCCCUGACAGAUUGAAGGCUUGGCUUGUGCCCAACUUGAAUAAAAGGUCAGAGUUUUCAGGAUGUGUCUGAUCAGAGUCAAUUGACUUAAUCCAGCAAGGCAGAAAUGGUGAAACGUGGCAGCCCUUCCCUUUGCCAGCUGCCACUGCCUCAUCUUUAGUAUAGCUCUGCAAAAAAGACCACAAACAAUAAGCAGGCUGCAAUGUAGAGACGCCUUCUUCACAAAAAUAGAAAAAAACUUUGUCAUUUAGUCUUAGUGUCAAAAUACCCCUGACAGAAAACGAUUGGCUGGGCGGCGGUCGAAAGGGUCAGAACCACAGAUGAGUGGGUUCAGGAGGCAGUCAUGUCUGACAUUGUUCAUCAGGCAGCCAGACAGAACACCACAACACAAAAAAGAACACAGGUGUGACAAAACAACACUACAUAUUCUUGUUUAGCUCAAAACCAUGUUUGAAUAAACCAUGGUUUUUCUAGUAGCAACCUUAUAAGCCGUCACUGUAAACGUAACAUUUAGAGAAGCAGAAAUAAUCACAUUUGCUUUGUUAUUUGUGUUUGAUUCAUGUAAACUUGCAGCAGAGUGUCAAAGCAUCCCUGUCAAAAACUGGUCACAUCAUUUAAGCCUUUUGUUGUUGAUUUGUUGUUGACCGCGUCAAAUCAAAGGCUUAGUGCAUGCUGAGGACCUGCACUUACACUGUUAAAACGAUGGUUCCGCUUCAUGAGUGGGCUCCUGUAGAAAGGUUAGGAUUAACGUGUUGUAAACAGCCCUGAGUUUAGAGAAACAGGUUUAUUUUCACCAGACAGACAUGCUUUCAGAUAGCAACAGCUAGUCACAAGCUAACGGCUAGUUAGUGGCUAACAGUUAGUCACAACCAGGCAUAGAAUAUGAAUUUAGGUGAAGUAAUGCAAACAUCAUCAAAACACAAUGAUGUCACACACUGUAAUAAACAGGCCAGAAUAACUUAAAAACAAAAGUUCACCGGCUGCCUAUAAAACGUCUAUCAUGUCAACUUAGUCUCUUUCCGGAGUAUUUCUCUUAUCCGAUGGCUCCAUCUAGUGGCUGACAAACAUAUUUCGCAAAUAGUUUCUCCUUUCAUUUUUUAAGAUGGCGACUUCACAUUUCUUGUUUAUUAAUGUCCUUCUGUAGCCGACAAACAGAGCUAAAACAUGUUUUUUAUGAGUAUUAUUCUCAUGUCAUGCUGUGUUCUCAUAUAUUUAUAUUUUAGAGACUUGUCCGUGAAAAGUUCAUCAAAUCUGCCAUCGGCCGAGGUAUUCCUUAAAUAAAUGCUAUUGGUUAGUUCUGGUUGGCGCUCAGUUUCCUAUUGCAUGGAGCUCUGCGGGGCAGGGGCAUGCUAAGCGAAAAAUAAAAAGACGCAUUGCUUACAUUAUAUCGCAGUAUAUGAUCACUUUUAUGGGGUGGAUGAGAUCUGCCUGGAGUUCCUUAAGGCUCUGGAUGUUGUGGGGCUGUGUUGGCUGACGCCAAUAUCGCGUGGACAUUGGGGCAGUCCCACUGGACUGACAGACCGGGGUGGUGGUCCCCUUAUUUAAAAAGGGGGACCGCAGGGUGUGUUCCAACUACAGGGGGAUCACACUCCUGAGCCUUCCUAGUAAGGUCUUUUAGGGGGUUCUGGAGAGGAGGGUCCGUCGGAUGGUUGAACCUCAGAUUCAGGAGGAGCAAUGUGGUUUUUGUCCAGGCCGUGGAACACUGGACCAGCUCUAUACCCUUAGGGGGAUCCUGGAGGGUGCGUGGGAAUUUGCCCAACCAGUCUACAUGUGUUUUGUGGAUCUGGAGAAGGCAUUUGACCGCGUCCCCUGGGGGGCCCUGUGGGAGGUACUCCGGGAGUAUGGGGUACCAGGCCCUCUGAUACGGGCUGUUAGGUCCCUGUAUGACCGGUGUCAGAGCUCGGUCCGCAUUGCCGGCAGGAAGUUGGGCUCGUUCCCAGUGAGAGUUGGACUCCGCCAAGGCUGCCCUUUGUCACCGAUUCUGUUCAUAACCUUUAUGGACAGGAUUUCUAGGUGCAGCCAAGGUGUGGAGGGCUUCCGUUUUGGUGGCCUGAGGAUCAGAUCUCUGCUUUUUGCAGAUGAUGUGGUCCUGUUGGCUUCAUCAGAACGUGAUCUUCAGCUUUCGCUGGAGCGGUUCACAGCCGAGUGUGAAGCAGCUGGGAUGAGAAUCAGCUCCUCUAAAUCUGAGACCAUGGUCUUGAUUCGGAAAAGGGUAGAAUGCCUUCUCCGGGUCAGGGAUGAGGUCCUGCCCCAAGUGGAGGAGUUUACGUUUCGGGGUCUUGUUCACAAGUGAGGGAAAACUGGAGCAUGAGAUCGAUAGGCGGAUUGGUGCUGCAUCUGCAGUGAUGCGGGCGUUGUACCGGCCUGUCGUGGUGAAGAGAGAGCUGAGUCGGAAGGCAAAGCUCUCCAUUUACCGGUCGUUCUACGUUCCUACCCUCACCUGUGGCCAUGAGCUUUGGGUAGUGACCAAAAGAAUAAGAUCACAGAUACAAACGGCUAAAAUUAGUUUUCUCAGCAGGGUGUUUGAGCACUCCCUUAGAGAUAGGGUGAGAAGCUUGAUCAUCCAGGAGUGUCCCGGAGUAGACCCGCUGCUCCUCCACAUCGAGAGGAGCCAGUUGAGGUGGCUCAGGCAUCUGGUCAUGAUGCCUCCUGGAUGCCUCCCUGGUGAGGUUUUCCGGGCACGUCCAACCGGGAGGAGACCUAAAGGUAGAUCCAGGAAACGGUGGAGGGACUAUGUCUCUCACCUGGCCAGGGAACACCUUGGGAUUCCCCCGGAGGAGCUGGCCUAAGUGGCUGGGGAGAGGGAAGUCUGGGCGUCUCGCCUUAGGCUACUGCCCCCGCGACCCGACUCCAGAUAAGCAGAUGAAAAUGGAUGGAUGUUUGGAUGGAAUUUAAGUUAAGCAAUUCAUGUUUGUCCAUUCAAAUUGAAAGUUUACGCUAACUGAACUAGUGGAUUAAUUGUUUGUACUCGUGUUACCAAUAUGGCGGCUGUCGAGCCAAGUUAGGUAACAGGUGAAGCAGGAAAAUAACAGCAACACUGAAAGGUAGAUAGCUAGCUCAAGGCCCAUAUGCUGCAUGACUGUGUGCAGCCAGUGAGCACAAAGGAGCUGAGUCCAGAGCAUUUAGCCUGAACUGCCAGAUGAGGGAAGUGGAAUGGCACAAUGGUCCCAUUCCUUCGACCGCCCUCCUCACUUAUGAUGCCAACAUGACAACAACAAAUAACUCCCCCUUUGCAACACUGAUCAUCAUUUUUUAAUCUAUAAAUUCCAGCUUUAAAUUGACUGUUGAGAAUGAGGAAAAUAUAACAAUUUGUUGAAAUAACAAGUAAUUUUAAGUUUUCAAUAUCAAAACUGAGUUUAACACUCAAAACCCAACAGGGAGACUUUAAUGAAAUUGUAAAAAUAAACUAAAACAACUUUUCUUGUAUCAUUACAGGGCAGACUACCCACAAUGCAAAAAUGUCUGCCAUAUUUUCAGAGGUGAAGAUAAAACAUAUUUGUAAGGAGUCAGAUGUUCAGGGUUAGUUUACAUGAAGUCAAACACAUUUUAUUAUUCAGUUUCUAGUUGAGUAGAUUUUGAAAUGUACUACAUGUUCUGAAUUUUAUGCCUGACACACUUAAAGUUAGAUUUCUGAUAUUUUAAUUUAGUUUUGUUAAAAUAAAAAAUAAAAAAAUAAAAAAAGCUGUUUCUCCUGCCCAUGGUGUUAACAUUGACUGCAACCAGUCCAUCUUGGACAACAUGGCACCGAUGUGGUUGUUAUGGUUAUGCCGCAUAUCUGUGUAAAUCACACAGAUAUAAAGGCUUGAACAUUUUGUUUGCAUAAAGUGUAAAACUUUGAAAUAAUAGUUUUAGGAUGAAAGUGAGCACUGUUGCCUUGCAGCAGGAAGGUUCUGAGUUCAAAUCCCAACUUGGGGUCUCUCUGCAUGAAGUUUGCAUGCUCUCCCUGUGCACACAUGGGUUCUCUCUGAGUACUCUGGCUUCCUUCCACAGUUCAAAAACAUGACUGUCAAGUUGAUUGGUCUCUUUAAAUUGGCCUUAAGAGAGUGUGUGCUUGGUUGUUAGUCUUGUGCGUGUCCGCGUUGCCCUGCGAUGGACUGGCAACUUGUUCAGGGUGUACCCGGCCUGUAUGCCCGAAGACAGCUGGAGAUAGACACCAGCCCCCCAUGACCCUGCACGGACAAGCAGGUAUAGACCAUUGAUGGAUGGAUGAAAGUGACCCCUUUGAAAAAGACUAUGACUAGAAUCUAUUUCUCCAAAGUCAGGUUGUUCAUAGUUAUCUACAAUUGGUGAGAUAUUACUUAUUCAUAACAUUUCCACAAAAAUCCACCUUAAAAUGAUCUGAACAUCACUUUAAUGAUACCUUAUGGCUUGCCACCUGCAAACUGUCCAAACAAGAGGUCUCUGCAGAAAACGAGUGGGUGUGGUCCAGUCAAACUGAGCACUGGACAGCUAAUGAGUGUCCUUCAAGGGAGGUGGGCUGUACAUCUCAUGGUGUCUAAUAAUUAUUUAUAAAGAGCUACAAUGUAACAAUGAGUUCAACUGUAAACUCCACUACUGAUAUUUCUUAUCUCUGUUUUCAGUAAAUGAUACAAAUGACAAUUUAAGUCCUAUUGGAUUAAAAACAGAGUGGUGCAUGGUGGCGCAGUGGUUAGCACUGUUGCCUCGCAACACGAAGGUCGCAGGUUCGAAACUCGGCUGCGGCCUUUCUGCGUGGAGUUGCGUGUUCUCCCCAUGCAUGCGUGGGUUUUCUCCGGUACUCCGGUUUCCCCCACAGAUCACAACAUGCCCUAUAGGUUAAAAAAAAUGUAAGUCGCUUUGGGUAAAAGCGUCUGCUAAGCACAUAAACAUAAAAACACAGAUGGGAAUUAGGAUUUUCUUUAGAAAUCUGAUUUCUCCUUUUCAUGAUUUACUGAAAUCCACACGAAUGGUUUCAGUCCGACAUCUAGAGGGAGGGACAGUCCACAUUUGCUUUUGAUUAUUGAAACUCUAAAUAAAGUAUUCUUGCAUCAAACUGUCACAAGCAUCUUAUUUGAACUAGUUCAUGAGUUUGAUGACUGAAGGUUUAAUGUGUCAUGUUUAAAAGGAAACAUAGAUCCCCUAAGCUCAGGCAUUCAUAACGAUAAAAACGUUUAUGCACUAACAAGGACUGAGCUCUCACGAAACCUCUAAAUCAACAGAGAAAAGGCUUAGCGGGGAGACUAUGGGGCUAUUGUCCAAAACUUGGUCAAAAACAAACUCAUAAAUACAAAUCAAGUCUUCAGAUCUGCCCGUAUUUUGAUUUAUUUAUUUUUUUGGGUGAAGCUGACAGCGCCUUCGCCUUUUGUUGUUGUCCUGCAAUAUUUAAUGAGGAGGCCAAACAAGAACUAAAAUAGCUCCGGUUUGUGAUGGUAAAACUUGCAAAAAAAAUAAACCAAGUCUCGCUUUCUGGUCCGUUGAUUAAAAUGAGUUGCAGAAAACACCUGGGAGAGUGUAAAUCAGAGACGACUGACCGCUCACACACACACACACACACACACACACACACACACACACACACACACACACACACACACACACACACACACACACACACACACACACACACUCUCUCUGUCCAAGCUUGUCCGCAGCUUGAGUCAAUAAGACAGAUUUGUGAAGUGUAUGGGAAAAUUUUUGAUGCCCCUGUUGUGUUGAAUAUUUAUUAAAAACUCUUUCUCAUAUUUAUGCUAAAACACGUAAAGCACAGAUGUUUCUUGAUGUCAGCCAGAAUCAGGAAAACCCUGUCGUCUGUGAGGAUUCCUUUAAUGGUGAGAAGUAGCUGUGACGGUCUUUUUCCAGAAUAAAUGCAGGAGAAAUAUUCCUUUUGCGGAUGAGGAGAGGACAUGAUCUGUACAGCUUAUUGGGAAAACAAUAAAGGGCUCAAACACAAGCGACAUUCUUAAAAAGUCAUCCUCCUUUAAUUUCUGCCCUUUACUGUUGCUGUUUAUGAGCUGGCAGCCAACACAGAGCAGCACCUGUAUGAUCACAUAUUACUAUUUAACAAAAGGGUUCUCAUUUCUGGUGUUUACAAGUUUGUACAUGUUUAUGUGAGACUGUCUACUUUUAUGCACACGGAGACAGGGGAGACACGAUGCUUGCUGUCCAGUAACGCUCAACAUCUCUGCUUUAACGGCUCCUUCGGUGUGUUUGACAUGUCCGGUUUUUAUCUUUAAGUCAUCAUAACAUGCACUAGCUGUUUUAUUAGAAGGGUUUAAACCGUGGUGAUUUAAAAGUAAAAAUCUGGUUCAGCACUGAUGGGUUUAAUAAAUCAAUAAUCUAUUUGCAAUAUGAUACUAUCCCUUUGAGAGUAUAUCCAUUUUUAGGAUCGAUUUUUUGAUGUUAAUCACACACAACGUGCAGAAAGUGACAUGAGAUUCCAUUUUCUACUUUUGAUGUCAGGACCAGUUAGUGGUAUUUAUGCACUCGUGUAUAUGGAUACAUAUAGUUUGGCCCACGAACACAUCGUCUCUGAGUUUAUUUCUGAUUUUAGAGCCCACCACCUUCUAUCGUUUGCACAGUAGCUUAUGAUAUGCACCGUGAUGCCCCAUCGUCCUUUUACUGUUCACUGACUUUGUAAUUUGUGAAACGAAGUUAUAAAAAAACUGUAUUUUGGUACUACACAAAUAUUGUAAAAAAUAAAAAGUAUGUAUUGUCCAGGAAGUAUAUUACCACAGUGUUGCUAUGACUGUUUUAUUUUGAUUUGGGGAAGGGAGAACAUGGAUCUUUUUGUUGGAUUGUUGUUGAUUUGCCAUCUGACAGUAUAUUACCAUUGUUAUAUAUACAACUUUCUUACGUGGCAAUAAAAUAUGACUUCUGUACUUGUGCUCCUCUCAUUGCAUUCCUUUGGCUUUUAGAAAUAUAUUUCCUAACCAUGCUGUCCCUAGAGGAAGACGUACUACACACUUUCUAUUGCUUGCUGCCUCUCGUUUAAGUCUUGUUCUUGGGUCUCCACCGAUUCCACUCCAACAAACAUUUGAUGUGUGAUGUAUGUUUCACUUCACCACAUGUUAAAGCCUGAUUUCUUUCCAGGACUAAACAUUUCACUCUGGAACGGGAAAUUUGGAAUAAAACCAUCAGAAAUGUUUUUCCUUU
Messenger RNA from Nothobranchius furzeri (turquoise killifish), 12621 nucleotides. It is a transcript of the gene shisa9a, whose product is annotated as shisa family member 9a. The record is from RefSeq and is a predicted model, not a curated record. Lineage: Eukaryota; Metazoa; Chordata; Actinopteri; Cyprinodontiformes; Nothobranchiidae. Gene Ontology annotation, cellular component: AMPA glutamate receptor complex; postsynaptic density; dendritic spine membrane. Gene Ontology annotation, biological process: regulation of short-term neuronal synaptic plasticity; regulation of AMPA receptor activity.